UUGUGGUCUUUGUUUCGUGAAGCUUCUCUUUUCUUCUUCUUUUAAGUCAUCAAAUCUGAUCUCAUCUCUUGUGAAUUAAUAAUGGCGAGUAGUUGCGAGCUUUGCUGCGAGAUCAUCAUCGCCAUCCUUCUUCCUCCUGUUGGAGUUUGUCUCAGGCAUGGCUGCUGCACUGUUGAGUUCUUCAUUUGUUUGGUACUAACUUGCUUAGGGUACCUACCGGGAAUAAUAUACGCGAUUUACGCUAUUUUGUUCUUGCACCGGGAUGAGUACUUUGAUGAAUACAGACGCCCAAUCUACUAUGUUGCUUGACCUUGUGAUUCUGAUUCAUCCAAUGAAGCUUCAUUUAAAUUUAGUUGAUGAUCUAAAGUAUAUUUUACAGCUACAUGAUUUUCAUAUUAUUAUUUUUUGACAUCUACAAAUUUCCAUUUAUCAUGAAAUAGGAAAAUGUUAUAACUUAUAAGAAUCAAAACACGUUGAUUUUUGGUUAAAAAUUGA
This is a messenger RNA of Camelina sativa (false flax), 495 nucleotides long. Its product is annotated as PMP3 family protein At2g24040. The record is from RefSeq and is a predicted model, not a curated record. Gene Ontology annotation, cellular component: membrane. NCBI's taxonomy places the organism in Eukaryota, Viridiplantae, Streptophyta, Magnoliopsida, Brassicales, Brassicaceae.